This is a messenger RNA of Coregonus sp. 'balchen', 35521 nucleotides long. The record is from the annotation of a GenBank genome assembly. NCBI's taxonomy places the organism in Eukaryota, Metazoa, Chordata, Actinopteri, Salmoniformes, Salmonidae.
AUGCCAAGGAAGGAGCUACCACUACCAGAGGGUUGGGAAGAAGCCCGGGAUUUUGACGGGAAAGUCUACUAUAUCGACCACAUCAAACACGCUACUAGUUGGAUUGAUCCAAGAGACAGGUAUGGUAUCAUAUGGACAGCGCAGUGGGGGGAAAAAGGGAGUGAUAAAAAUUUCCCCGUUUUAUAUUUCUCAUACCGUUGAUGUACACGUCUUUCGGUGAGUUUAUCAACUUGCUUGAUGGAACAGAGAUGGGCAGUAUUUAUGUUACAUGUUUUUGAAAUACGUUUUUCAAUUACUUUUGAGUAUUUUGUGUAAUUUAUAUUUCACUGGCCUGAAUGCAAGGCAUUUUGUAAUAAGUUACACAAUUUCAAAAUGCAAAAUACUUUUCUAUACCAUUUUUAUAGCGGCUAUCACCCCAGAUUUACUGCAUUGGUGUCAGAAGUGUGAUGGCACUAUGGUGUGAUAAAAGCAUCUGCUAAAUGACCAAAAUAUUAUGUGAAAAUGAACACUUGCAAAGCACACUGGGUAUUAUUCUAAUGGUUGGUGGCUGUCAUUAUUGCAGUCAUCAUUAUAAGACCAAGAACAUGACAUACACAAGGCCACCGAUCUGCCCACCUCCCUGGUGAAUUGUCACAGGUUGGCUUGGUAGCAGCAAGACCAAGAUGACAGAACUUUGUAAACAAAGAUCUUAACAGACAUUCCUAAAACACACAGCUGAGGAGGGCUGAGCACAGAGGCUGGGAAAGUAAAGACUGAUUAUUUAAAAUCCCUUUCACUGCUUGCCAAGGUGCACAGGGUCAAAGUGCAGCAUGAGGCCCUGCUAACCUUUAACUAGGAUGUGGAAACCAGAGCCAGUCAGUGCCGGAAGGGAUUCAUGUAUAACCUCUCCAUUUCUGGGGCCAUGCAUGCAUUUCUUUACAACAACGAGAGGAGAGGGGUUAAAUCAAGUGAGGAACAUAGGCCCUUCACAGUGACAGGCUAUCUCCUAUACUGUUCACUGGUCUGUUUGGGGCACAGUAGAAUGAAGCCAGCCCAGAAUACUAAGUCUGAGAUGAGACACAGCCAUACCCAAAAGCUGUCAUUGGAGUUUCACAUCUCUUUCCACUGCAGUUCAGCACUGGGACAUUUCUGUGGCCUUGCUACGGAACAGCUGAUGGGGAGUUAUGAUAAGGAGGCCUCUUCCUGAUCAUGAUAAUGAAUUCCCAUUAGACUGGGCUGCCCUAUUGGUGGAAAAGGUGCUGCCACAAAUGCAUUCUGAUUGGCUGGGCCUAGCUCCCCAGUGGGUGGGCCUGGCUCCCAAUUGACUAAUUUCAUUAUAUGAACUGUAACUCAGCGAAAUCUUUGAAAUUGUUGUAUGUUGCGUUUUUAUAUUUUUGUUCAGUAUACAUUCAUCUAAUGAGCCUCUGCCCUGUCAGUAUCUCUGUUGGCUGCAUUCGCAUACCUCAGCCAGCCAUAUUGUUUAUCCACCCUCAUGGUGACGCACCCAACGCAUUCUGUCAGGUGAAUGGAAUGUUAUCUCCCAGAUACUGAGCCGUUGCCAGGGGGGAGCUGAAGCAGCUAGCAGCUCUACUUGAUUGUUGGACCUUGAGCGCAAUGAAAUGUAGGUUGGAACCUCAUACAUUUGACUUGAGGAAUUUAUAGUGCUUUGACUGAAAGUCUCUGACUCAUCUUUCAGUUAUGCUCCCCCAUGUUUGCACUCGGCCGCACGCUUUGUUGCUUUGCAUUAGAGCAUGUGCCAGGGUGUUUGACUUUGUUUGCAAGCCUGCCUAGUGUUUUUCACCACCGACACUCACUCAACUAAGUUGUAAUGCUGCUGCUCACCAGGAAAUGCCAGACCCCCGGUCUUUGUGUGAAACACUUAGCUAGAGGUUAAACCUGAAGAAUCAUCAACUAGGGCCUCAGAAAGCUGCUCUCGCUAUAUAGGCCCACUACCAGUAUUGUAAGGAACUCACACAGUUCAACAAAAACAGAAUGUUGAUAAACCCUAUCCUCCAGGGGAGUGCUUUCCUAAUGUAGGGUCACGGCUGGUCUUUCCUGGAUCACACAGUUUAUGGAAAAGGCUGGAAAGAAACAGGAUUUAUUUUAUCUUGCGGGUCACAAAAGACAAUUAUAGAAGCCUUAGGCGGGUCACUCACUACCCAAGAUUAGUUAUUUAAGACUCAUCACUGUCUGAAGAGAUGAAGAGAUGUCUAGCCUGGUAUCCUCUCCAGACAGACUGGGAGAGGUCUUGCAUUCCAAUGAACAACCAGUGAGUGCCUCACGCUAAGCUCUGGGCCUAUUUAAAGCCCUCUGGUUGGCCGAGUGAGACAGUGAUUCAGCGCUACUUGGAGGGUAAUGAUGAUGAGUGAUGAGUUCGGCCAUCAGCUCAGAGUGAUAAGGGUUUGAAUUUGCAGGGGUGAGAGGAAAGCGACAGUGGAAUUAAUAAAAUAAUAUGAUGAUGCGCACACAGUCACUCAAAGGACCCCGCAGCCAGCUUUUGGGGGAUUUGCGUUUGUUCUCCACAAACCUUUUCCUCCGAGAGAUACAUUUAGUAUGGGGCUAAGGGGGUCUUUGCUGGCCCUUUUAAUUAUUCAUAAAGUGAAAAAGGAACCUGUUCAGUUUCACCCUGAGCAAAAGGCUCUGUGAGGAUGGUAAUAUCUGCAGUCUUCAGAACAGAGUUUGAGCAAAAGAAAAGACUAAGACAAGUUUUCCUACACUCUUAGAAAAAAGGCCUCCAAAAGGGUUCUUCGGCUGUCCCAAUAGGAGAACCCUUUUUGGUUCCAGGUAGAACCCGGAACCCAAAAGGGUUCUACCUGUAACCAAAAAGGAUUCUACCUGGAACAAAAAAGUGUUCUUCAAAGGGUUCUCCUAUGGGGACAGCCGAAGAACCCUUUUAGGUUCUAGAUAACACCUAUUUUUCUAAAAGUGUACAUGUCGGCUGUGCCACUGAUAACUUUGUCAAAAACUUGGACAUUAGCAUAAUUUGUAUUCUGUCCUUUAGCGUAGGGGUUUAUGCCAUAGGAGGUUGUGCCAAGUUAGACCAGCAUGAAAAAGACAACAGUAGCCUAUCAAAAUCACCUCAAAUCAGCUAAUGUAAAGACCCAGAGAGGCUGAUUUUUGGACCGUUACUCAGCAAAUAGGCCCCUUCACUUUUUCCGUUGGCACAUUGCACAUUGGUCCUGUUUGUAGAGUCCUUCUGAGGUGCUUUGUGUGUGGUGGCCACUGAGGUCCUACUGGGUCUCCUGUGAUCCAGAGCUCUGGCCUUGUGUUGGAAGGCCUGGAUUGGUUGCCUCAGAAACCUCCAGGCGAUGUGUUAACUCUACUUGUGGAAUGUCAGGCCCCAGCUUCCGGCUAUUGUGCUUUGCAAGCCAGAGGUGAAUAGAGACCCAUUCUAACUAGACCCCCCUAUUAGAGAGACACACACACACUGCAAUGGUGGUAGCCCUCAGUGACAACCAAAUUAUCUAUCUUGGCAUGAACCCUGGAUGGCCAACUAUCUUGGCAUGGUCAUCCUGAUUUACUUUUGCUGUGACACCUCUCUAAUUCUUAACAUCAGUUGACUGUUGUUUCUUGUGUGUGAUUUUCAGGCAGACUAAACCUCUGACAUUUGCUGAUUGCAUUGGAGAUGAACUGCCAGUGGGUUGGGAGGAGGCCUACGACCCCAAUGUCGGGGCCUACUAUGUGGACCAUAACACAAGUGAGUCCAGAUAUGCAAUACUCCAUAACUAUAACUUCCAGCACCCAUAUUCAUCACACAUUUGUGGGAAAACAAAUGGCCGGUCAAAUCAUGAUCCAAAAUUGUGAUUAGAAUAAAUAUAUAUUAUCUCGUCCAUUCUUGUUUCUUAUGUUCUGUCUCCCUGUCCUCUCCAAUUGAUUGCCCUCUUUCCUCAUCCCCCUCGCUUCCCACAUCAGAGAGCACUCAGCUGGAGGACCCACGGGCCCAGUGGCAGCGGGAGCAGAAGGUCAUGCUGCGGGAGUACCUGGAUGUGGCCAAGGACGCGCUGAGUGCCCAGAAGGAGAUCUACCAGGUGAAGGAGCAGCGCCUGCGCCUGGCCCAGCAGGAAUACCUCCAGCUCAACAACACCUGGAGGGACAAGUCCACCUCCCAGACCAGCUGUAAGGACCUGGACCAGCCAGGGGGGGCAGGGAGACAGGGUUAUGGGGUGACAGAAGGGAUAGGCGGCAACGGGGAAGAGAACUAGAGUGAUAGGGGUUGUCUUUUAUAAGACUAGUCUUUUAGUCUUCUGAGUGAUGAAAUGCUUUUGACAUCUCUGUUGGGAAGGUGCACAUCAAUUUGAUCAUAGGAUUGCAGCUCAUCAUAGUUUACUCAAGUUGUCAGUUAUAAUAAAAGUUUGAAUACAUGCUACAAUACUUAACUUGACUCCAUUCUUAAGAGGAAUCCUCUGUCGUUGCUCAGACUUGAAGUGGUGAUUUACAGUAGUUUGAAAAUACACAGGGGAUUGAUGAGAAGGGCCUUGAAGUUGAAUAAAGCAACGUAGUGGAUUAGAUAACGCCCCGGCUCACCCUCUCAUCUUAUCUCCCACAGUGAAUUCCAGAUCAUCCUCCAGCAGUAAAUAUGACCCAGAAGUCCUCAAAGCCGAGAUAGUCACUUCCAAAAGUAGGGUAAGAAACCACUCUUUCAAGUUUUUGUCAUGUACAAUGAAAUGCCUUUUUUGCUUGCUCUUUCCCAACAUUGCAGUAAUCAAUAUCAGUAGUACUAUACAAAAAAGAUAUACAGUACCAGUCAAAAGUUUGGACACACCUAUUCAUUCCAGGGUUUUUCUUUAUUUUCACUAUUUUCUACAUUGUAGAAUAAUAGUGAAGACAUCAAAACUAUGAAAUAACACAUAUGGAAUCAUGUAGUAAGCAAAAAAGUGUUUAAAAAAUCAAAAUAUAUUUUGUAUUUUAGAUUCUUCAAAGUAGCCACCCUUUGCCUUGAUGACAGCUUUGCACACUCUUGGCAUUCUCUCAACCAGCUUCACUUGGAAUGCUUUUCCAAACAGUCUUGAAGCAGUUCCCACAUAUGCUGAGCACUUGUUGGCUGCUUUUCCUUCACUCUGCGGUCCAACUCAUCCCAAACCAUCUCAAUUGGUUAGAGGUCGGGUGAUUGUGGAGGCCAGGUCAUCUGAUGCAGCACUCCAUCACUCUCCUUCUUGGUAAAAUAGCCCUUACACAUCCUGAAGGUGUGUUGGGUCAUUGUCCUGUUGAAAAACAAAUGAUAGUCCCACUAAGCCCAAACCAGAUGGUGUCACCAGCAAAGCACCCCCACACCAUCACACCUCUUCCUCCAUGCUUCACUGUGGGAGCUACACAUGCAGAGAUCAUCCGUUCACCUACACUGCGUCUCACAAAGACACGGUGGUUGGAACCAAAAAUCUCCAAUUUGGACUCCAGACCAAAGGACAGAUUUCCACCGGUCUAAUGUCCAUUGCUCGUGUUUCUUGUCCCAAGCAAGUCUCUUCUUCUUAUUAAUGUCUUUUAAUAGUGGUUUCUUUGCAGCAAUUUGACCAUGAAGGCCUGAUUCACACAGUCCCCUCUGAACAGUUGAUGGUGAGAUGUGUCUGUGACUUGAACUCUGUGAAGCAUUUAUUUUGGCUGCAAUUUCUGAGGCUGGUAAUUCUAAUGAACUUAUCCUCUGCAGCAGAGGUAACUCUGGAUCUUCCUUUCCUGUGCCGGUCCUCAUGAGAGCCAGUUUCAUCAUAGCGCUUGAUAGUUUUUGCGACUGAACUUGAAGAAACUUUAAAAGUUCUUGAAAUUGUCCGUACUAACUGACCUUCUUGUCUUAAAGUAAUGAUGGCUGUCGUUUCUCUUUGCUUAUUUGAGCUGUUCUUGCCAUAAUAUGGACUUGGUCUUUUACCAAAUAGGGCUAUCUUCUGUAUACCCCCCCCCCCCCCCCCCACAAAUUAACUUUUAACAAGGCACACCUGUUAAUUGAAAUGCAUUCCAGGUGACUACCUCAUGAUGCUGGUUGAGAGAAAGCCAAGAGUGUGCAAAGCUGUCAUCAAGGCAAAGGGUGGCUACUUUGAAGAAUCUCAAAUAUAAAAUAUAUUUUGAUUUGUUUAACACUUUUUUGGUUACUACAUGAUUUCAUAUGUGUUAUUUCAUAGUUUUGAUGUCUUCACUAUUAUUCUACAAUGUAGAAAAUAGUACAAAUAAAGAAAAACCCUGGAAUGAGUAGGUGUGUUCAAACCUUGGACUGGUACUGUAUAAGUAGCACAAAAACAGUUGUUUUUUUUACACUGUCUCUGUACUUUAUCUAUGGCCUGCAUUACUUGUGUUCAGUCACAUUAGGAAUGGAUGUGUAUACCCAUAUGUUCUUAAGGCUUCUGUUGGGGCUUAAUUCUCAUCCCUAAGCAGACAUUAGUGCAUGAAAUAGGCUUAGUCCAACGGGCUGUUGCUAAGUGACUGAGUGUCCAACUCUCUUUCUCAUUGUAAAGGAGGAAUGUGUGUAAGUGACAUCUUUGUCUGAGACCUGCACCCAGGGUUGCGUCCCAAAUGGCACCUUAUUCCCUAUAUGGUGUACUACUUUUGACCAGGGCCCAUAGGACUCUGGUCAAAAGUAGUGUACUACAUAGGGUGCCAUUUGGGACACGUCCCAGAGCUGCCAGUUGGUGUUGCGUAACAGUAACACACUCUGUUGGAUUAUUUGUCGAUGUUUCCCCCCCUCACUCCUCCACAUUUCAUAAAAAAACAAUAAGCAAAUGUUUUGUUUUAAUCAUAUUUAUUCAUAUUAGAUGCGAUAAGGCGCAUUAUCAGUUAUAUCCUACUUAUUUUUUCUGCAUGGAACAAACACAAUCGGUUCUAUUUGAAUCAGCUGUUCCCAAAUAUAGCCAAAUAAUCAUUCUCCGUAAUCAAUUGUAUUACAACUGGACAUUUUUAAUUUCAGUAAAUCAUACUGUGUGUUUCUCUCGGGUGAAUCCGCCGAAUAUAAUCAUAUUCCCAGUAAUCAAUUGUAUUUUGACUUGGGACAUUUUUUAUUUCAGUGAAAUAACUAUAUUCCUGUGUGUUUGUCUCUUUUAGGUGAAUAAGCUGAAGAGGGACCUAGCCUGCAUGAAACAAGAGUUGCAGUACAAAGAGCAGGGCUUUGAAACGCUGAAAGAGUAAGUGCAACCCGACCUCGUUACACAAUCACAAUUACACUACACCGUAGUAGUAGGCUUCUGCUUUUUUCGAUACAGUUGCAGAAAGAUUCCCGUUGUCAACACAUCAACACACUCGAAGCUCUCAGCUCUCACUAUGGUCGAAAUGGCAACUCGCUGACAUUUACAAACAGACAGUGAAUUAAAUUGUAAUUUCAUGCGUGACCUUCAAAAUGGUCAAAUAUCACUAUUUUUGCCUGCGAAGCACAAUUCUCUUGGAGUGCCUGAAGUGCUGCUUCUACAAUGUGUCUUGUGGAAAAAGCCGGGCCCUGGCUCAUUUCUGUGAUUUCUUUUGUUUUUUGUUUGUUUUGUUUUUGUAAACGAACGACAAGAUACAUAGUGGUUCAGUUGGAUUCCAAUCCGUUCUUCCGUGACCUUCAUUUGAUAUCAAAGACUUUUACCAACCCUCAUGAAACAAUAAUAAUAAUAUACUAACACAGUAACAUCCUAUGUCGGUCCUAAGCUCUCCUUUCCCAAAGAAAAUACCUUAGGGUCUUUAUAACAUAAGACCGAAAUAGAAUAAGAGUAUCUAUUCUAACAGCCAGGUGGAAAAGGCUUACAGAGGCUUCACUUGUUCUAGUUCUCCUUGGCCUGUAACGGAGGAGUGCUGCUCCCCUCCCUCGCACCCUCCCUCCCUCCUUUGCUCUCAGAAGAAUGUGGAAAGACCUGUUGUUCCACUGCACGCAUGACUUGCUGAUGAUUGGCUUUACAUAUUUGCUGCUGUCGCCACGGAUGGAUGGUCUCUCUCCCUGUGUCGCUGACGGGCUCUUUCCUCUCUCUCUAUACCUGUGGCCCUUUAAAUCCAGUUUGACUCCUGUAAUAGAUCCUUAGUUUUCUUAUUGUUCACUGCUGUCUAGAUUAGAUCAGGAUUGUUUGAAAGUGACACAGUAGGAUUAUCAUAGUGAAAAUGAAAUGUGUUUUUUAAACAACAUCCCUCCUUUAACAAACCCCAAACUAAAUAAUAAUAAUCUGAGAGCAAAAAUGUACAACUCAGAUGGCACUAUCUUCAGGUGUACUAUUUAAAGACCGUUUAAUAACUCACUCUCUGAUCUGUUUCCACCGUGUGCCUCCCUCCAGGAUCGACCACAAGGUGUCCAGCGCACCUUACGGUGUCAAUCUUCACGAGGCGCAGGCCAUCCUGAAUGAGGUGAAGUCCAUCCGGGAUGCCAUCAGCUCCGGGGAGAAGGAGAAACAGGAGCUCAUGCAGGCAAGUAGGGAUGGGAUGAGAGGGGGAUGAGGGAGGGAGAGGGGUUGGUGAAUGGAUAAGAUGGGAUGGCGGUCAGGUGUUGUGUGCGGAGAUAUAUAGGAGACAGCCUCAUAUGAGGCUAUGGGGAAUGGAGGGAGGGGGGAGAGUGUGGCUGUUUAGAGUUGGGCUGACUGUCAGGGAAAGGAAGGAGAGAUGGAAAGGAGCGAGGGAGGGAGAUGGGCUGGACUGACUGUCAGGCAGGGAAAGAGAGGGGGAGAGAGAAGGAAGAAGAAGGGGAAAGAGGACAGGGAGGUGGUAGACAGGUACUGCAGAGUCUUGUCUCAGUCUUGUGUGCCUCUUCGUCUCACACGGCUCAGUUUUCUCUCCGCCUGGGUAUCACCCUCUCUCCCACCCUCCCUCUUUUCCUCUGUCCCCUGCAACCUCUCCGUCUCCCCUCUCAUGUCCCAGCGUCCCCUGGGCUGAGUGACAGACAGACAGACGGACGGACAGACUCAUACAUAUUCCUGCCAUGACUUUGCUGCUCAAUCAAUGAUGCAGCAGCAGGCUGAGACUUGGUGCGUGGUUGGUAUUUGCCUGCCUACUUCAUGCUCCCAACUCUGCUGAGGACACAUACACACGCACACACACAUACACGCCCCAUUUUUAAUCUUGGUGGCAGCAAUUGUAGAAAACAACAAACGUGUUUGUUAGUAGGGGCUGGAUUGUGUUUAAUAAUGCAGAGCCCCCAUGAUUCACUCUCUCGCUCCCCACACUGGGAUGCCUCCCCUCCCCAGCCUUCUGCCGCUGACAGUUCAGUUGUAUGUGUGUUGGCUUUGUAGUGUCUGUUUGACUGCAGUGUAUGAGUACAUUUACAUGCACACUAAUAAUUCGAUAUAAAACUGAUUAUGGGAGUAGGCCGAUUAUGGCAUUAGUCGUGUAAACACCUUACUCUGUUUAUCUUAAUCCGCGUAAGGUCAUAGUUGAAGUAAGCAUACGCCGAUUAAAACACCAGAUUUUCUGAGCAAUUCUUCGAAUUAUUAGGACAUGUAAAUACCUUCAUCAGCGUGAUAGAGGUGUAUUUGAUCUGCACGUGUGCUAGCACGAGCUUCCUUCUUUUGCGUGACUGAAGUGAUUUUGGAAAAACUGAAAGUAUGCAUCUUAGUAGUUUUCACAUAUAAACUUUACACUACAUGGCCAAAAAUAUGUGGAAACCCCUUCAAAUUAGUGGAUUCGGCUAUUUCAGCCACACCCGUUACUGACAAGUGUAUAAAAUCGAGCACACCGCCAUGCAAUCUCCAUAGACAAACAUAGGCAGUAGAAUGGCCCGUACUAAAGAGCUCAGUGACUUUCAACGUGGCAUCGUUAUAGGAUGCCACCUUUCCAACAAGUCAUUUUGUCAAAUUUCUGCCCUGCUAGAGCUGCCCUGGUCAACUGUAAGUGCUGUUAUUGUGAACUGGAAACAUCUAGGAGCAACAACGACUCAGCCGCGAAGUGGUAGGCCACACAAGCUCACAGAAUGGGACUGCUGAAGCGCGUAGCGCGUAAAAAUCGUCUGCCCACUGGUUGCAACACUCACUACCGAGUUCCAAACUGCCCCUGGAAGCAACGUCAGCACAAGAGCUGUUCGUCGGGAGCUUCAUGAAAUGGGUUUCAAUGGCCGAGCAGCCGCACACAAGCCUGAGAUCACCAUGUGCAAUGCCAAGCGUCGGCUGGAGUGGUGUAAAGCUUGCCGCCAUUGGACUCUGGAGCAAUCUGGAGUGAUUUAAUCACUCUUCACCAUCUGGCAGUCCGACGGACGAAUUUAGGUUUGGCAGAUGCCAGGAGAACGCUACCUGCCCGAAUACCUAGUUCCAACUGUAAAGUUUGGUGGGGGAGGAAUAAUGGUCUGGGGCUGUUUGUCAUGGUUCGGUCUAGGCCCCUUAGUUCCAGUGAAGGGAAAUCUAGACGAUUCUGUGCUUCCAACUUUGUGGCAAAAGUUUGGGAAAGGCCCUUUCCUGUUUCAGCAUGACAAUGCCCCCGUGCACAAAGCGAGAUCCAUACAGAAAUGGUUUGUCGAGAUCGGUGUGGAAGAACUUGACUGGCCUGCACAGAGCCCUGACCCCAACCCCAUCAAACACCUUUGGGAUGAAUUGGAACGCAGACUGCGAGCCAGGCCUAAUCGCAUAACAUCAGUGCCCGACCUCACUAAUGCUUUUGUGGCUGAAUGGAAGCAAUUCCCCGCAGCAAUGUUCCAACAUCUAGUGGAAAACCUUCCCAGAAGAGUGGAGGCUGUUAUGCAGCAAAUGGGGGACCAACUCCAUAUUAAUGCCCAUGAUUUUGGAUUGAGAUGUUUGUCGAGCAGGUGUCCACAUAUUUUUGGCGAUGGAGUGUAUAUUAUGUCCAAACUCAGAAUCAAAUAUGCGUCACAAAAAUAACAUUAAAUCAAAUCUAUUUUUAUUGGUCACAUGCACGUGUUUAGCAGAUGUUAUUGCUGGUGUUCCGAAAUGGUUGUGCUUCUAGCUCCGACAGUGCAGUAAUAUUUAACAAGUAAUUUCUAACAAUUUCACAACAUAUGCCCAAUACACACAAAUCAAAGUAAGGAAUUUAUUAAGAAUAUAUACAUAUAUGGACGAGCGACGUCAGAGCGGCAUGGACUAAGAUACAGUAGAAUAGUAUAAAAUACAGUAUAUACAGUUGAAGUAGGAAGUUUACAUACACCUUAGCCAAAUACAUUUAAACUCAGUUUUUCAUAAUUCCUGACAUUUAAUCCUAGUAAAAAUUCCCUGUCUUAGGUCCGUUAGGAUCACCACUUUAUUUUAAGAAUGAGAAAUGUCAGAAUAAUAGUAGAGAGAAUUAUUUAUUUAAGAUUUUAUUUAUUUCAUCACAUUCCCAGUGGGUCAGAAGUUUACAUACACUCAAUUUGUAUUUGGUAGCAUUGCCUUUAAAUUGUUUAACUUGGGUAAAACGUUUUGGGUAGCCUUCCACAAGCUUCCCACAAUAAGUUGGGUGAAUUUUGGGCCAUUCCUCCUGACAGAGCUGGUGUAACUGAGUCAGGUUUGUAGGCCUCCUUGCUCGCACACGCUUUUUCAGUUCUGCCCACACAUUUUCUAUAGGAUUGAGGUCAGGGCUUUGUGAUGGCCACUCCAAUACCUUGACUUUGGCUUGCAAGCCACCCCCCUUUUCCUCCAAACAUAACGAUGGUCAUUAUGGCCAAACAGUUCUAUUUUUGUUUCAUCAGACCAGAGGACAAUUCUCCAGAAAGUACAAUCUUUGUCCCCAUGUGCAGUUGCAAACCGUAGUCUGGCUUUUUUAUGGUGGUUUUGGAGCAGUGGCUUCUUCCUUGCUGAGCGGCCUUUCAGGUUAUGUUGAUAUAGGACUCGUUUUACUGUGGAAAUAGAUACUUUUGUACCUGUUUCCUUCAGCAUCUUCACAAGGUCCUUUGCUGUUGUUCUGGGAUUGAUUUGCACUUUUCACACCAAAGUACGUUCAUCUCUACGAGACAGAACGCGUCUCCUUCCUGAGCGGUAUGACGGCUGCGUGGUCCCAUGGUGUUUAUACUUGCGUGCUAUUGUUUGUACAGAUGAACGUGGUACCUUUAGGCGUUUGGAAAUUGCUCCCAAGGAUGAACCAGACUUGUGGAGGUCUACAAUUUUUUUUCUGAUGUCUUGGCUGAUUUCUUUUGAUUUUCCCAUGAUGUCAAGCUCUUGCACUGAGUUUGAAGAUAGGCCUUGAAAUAAAUCCACAGGUACACCUCAAAUAUCAAUUAGCCUAUCAGAAGCUUCUAAAGCCAUGACAUCAUUUUCUGGAAUUUUCCAAGCUUUUUAAAGGCACAGUCAACUUAGUGUAUGUAAACUUCUGACCCACUGGAAUUGUGAUACAGUGAAUUAUAAGUGAAAUAAUCUGUUUGUAAACAAUUGUUGGAAAAAUUACUUGUGUCAUGCACAAAGUAGAUGUCCUAACCGACUUGCCAAAACUAUAGUUUGUUAACAAGAAAUUUGUGGAGUGGUUGAAAAACAAGUUUUAAUGACUCCAACCUAAGUGUAUGUAAACCUCCGACUUCAACUGUACAUAUGGGAUGAGUAUUGCAAGAUAUGUAAACAUUAUUAAAGUGACUAAGGUACCGUAGAAUAGUAUAGCAUACAGUAUAUACAUAUGAGAUGAGAAAUGCAAGAUAUGUAAACAUUAUUAAAGUGGCUAGUGUUCCAUUUCUUAAAGUGGCCAGUGAUUUCUAGUCUAUGUCUAUAGGCAGCAGCCUCUAAUGUGCUAGUGAUGGCUGUUUAACAGUCUGAUGGCCUUGAGAUUGAAGCUUUUUUUCAGUCUGUUGGUCCCAGCUUUGAUGCACCUGUACUGACCUCACCUUCUGCAUGAUAGCGGGGUGAACAGUCAGUGGCUCGGGUGGUUGAUGUCCUUGAUGAUAUUUUUGUCCUUCCUAUGACAUCGGGCGUUGUAGGUGUCCUGGAGGGCGGGUAGUUUGCCCCCGGUAAUGCGUUGUGCAGACCGCACCACCCUCUGGAGAGCCUUGCGGUUGCGGGCCGUGCAGUUGCCGUACCAGGCAGUGAUACAGCCUAACAGGAUGCUCUAAACUGUGCAUCUGUAAAAGUUUCUGAGGGUUUUAGGUGCGACGCCAAAUACUUUAGCCUCCUGAGGUCGAAGACUCGGUGUUAGAACGUUUAUUUUGAUGGCUAUUUUCAAAGUCCCAUCAGGUAGACUGAUUUCAGAUGUGUCCAUUAUUAGGGAAAUCGUUCUUCUUGCAAAGCAUCUAAACGUUUAAAUCGAUCUAUACUGAACAAAAAUAUAAAUGCAACAUGCAACAUUUUCAACGAUUUUAUUGAGUUACAGUUCAUAUAAGGAAAUCAGUCAAUUGAAAUACAUUUCACAUGACUGGGCAGGGGUGCAGCUGUGGGUGGGCCUGGGAGGGCAUAGGCCCACCCACUGGGGAGCCAGGACCUGCCAAUCAGAAUUAGUUUUUCCCCACAGACCGAAAUACUGCUGAGUUUCUGUCUGGGUGGCUGGUCUCAGACGAUCCUGCAGGUGAAGAAGCCGGAUGUGGAGGUCCUGGGCUGGCGAAGUGGUCUGCGGUUGUGAGGCAUGCGGCUUAUGGUAGAGAAAUUAACAUUCAAUUCUCUGGCAACGGCUCUGGUGGACAUUCCUGCAGUCAGCAUGCCAAUUGCACGCUCCCUCAACUUGAGACAUCUGUGGCAUUGUGUUUUGUGACAAAACUGCACAUUUUAGAGUGGCCUUUUAUUGUCCCCAGCACAAGGUUCACCUGUGUAAUGAUCAUGCUGUUUAAUCAGCUUCUUGAUAUGCCACACUUGUCAGGUGGAUGGAUUAUCUUGGCAAAGGAGAAAUGCUCACUAACAGGGAUGUAAACAAAUUUGUGCACAACAUUUUUGAGAAAUAAGGUUUUUGUUCAGCUCAUGAAACAUGAGACCAACACUUUACAUGUUGCGUUUAUAUUUUAGUUCAGUAUAUUAUAUUAUUCUGACCAUUCACAAUAAUCGUAUCAUUGUGUGCAUAUAUGAAGCCUGCCCUACUCAGUAUUGUGUCCAAGGGGAGCCUCGGUUGGCAGUCUUCUCUAUGCUGUUUUUACUUGAAGUGUUUACAAUAGUCAAGAUAAGGUUCAUUCCACUCCAUGUUUCAGUGCUGAGCCAUGUAUGAUAUUUAUAAACAACCUUGAAGAUCAGCACUGAUUUUUAUCACAGCACAGAUAUAAGUAGGUUACUGUUUUUGGCAAAUGUUGCAAAAAGGGUUCACAUUUCAAAAACACAUCUUUAUGCAAUGUACUCGUCUACAGGUAUCUGCCAAAAUAAUGAAACACUUGAGUAAAUGAGGGAAACAAAGUAUAUUGAAAACAGGUGCUUCAAACAGGUGUGGUUCCUGAGGUAAUUAAGCAAUUAACAUCCCAUCAUGCUCAGGGUCAUGUAUAAAAAUCCAGGGCACGAGUGGUCACUGAAUGGUUUGAUAAGCAUGAAAAUGAUGUAUGCCAUGGCCGUGUCAGUCACCAUACCUCAACCCAAUUGAACACUUAUGGAAGAUUCUGGAGCGGUGUCUGAGACAGCAUUUUCCACCACCAUCAACAAAACACCAAGUUAUGGAAUUGCUUGUGGAAGAAUGGUGUCCCAUCCCUCUAAUAGAGUUCCAGACGCUUGUAGAAUCUAUGCCAAGGUGCAUUGAAGCUAUUCUGGCUCGUGUUGGCCCAACGCCCUAUUAAGACACAUUAUGUUGGUGUUUCCUUUAUUCAGGCAGUUACAUGUAUCUCUAUCUAUCUCUGAGUGUGUUAUAGAUUUAAACCAUAGGACAGGAGCUUUGUGAAUGUAAGACACACAGACACAGCAAAGGAUAUAAACAUACUAGCCGUGAUUCAAUUUUGAUUUCACUAUCUCUAAUUUGUCAAACCUGUGUGUGUCGGUCGGUCUCUCCCUGUAGAAACUAGCAGUGCUUAAGGAUGGCUUCCAGCUGGACUCAGUGGGUUCUCAGUCUGACCUGUGGGGCAGCAGCCCCUCCCUGGCCAACUCUGAGCUGUUCAACCCUCGCCUCUACUCCGAAGCCGGAUCCCAGACCAACAUACCUGCUGAGGUGAGCGGGGGUCUGUUCAGUUGGCACGGAAGACAAUAGACUGAAAUUGUGAGGGUAUACCUGGACUUGUCCAAUAGGAAAUGCUUGUUUUAAUUUUCAGUUUCAAAAUGUUUUCCUUUGGUGUGCCCUAAUGAACAGGACCCAGGUGAAACCUUUGGAAGCGUGCCAUGGAACGAUGCAGAAACUGGUUGCGUCAUUAAUUGAUCAGAAUGUAGCUUUGUCACACCGCCUUGAUUUUUGUUAUUCUUUUGUUUGAUAUAGUUUGUGACAAACACCAACAACUUGGCAGAGAAGGUGCGACUGAGCCUGAAGUAUGAAGAAGCAAAUAGAAGGUAAUUUGUAUAACCCAGAUUACUCAUUCCCAACACAACCCAUCAGUCUAGUGACUUUAUAACUCGUUAUAAGCAUUCAUGAGCCCUUAUAAUGACUUAUAAGGCUUAUCAUAUGUUAUAUCUCUUUUAAACCUUCCCUCCUCCACACAAUUAAAUAGAACAUAAGUAAGUAGCCUUACACGAAGCAUUGGCUUGUGCGAGCGGGAACGGCUCGCAGGAGCCUUUUUCCUGUUUUUGUAGCAUCAGGCAGCUUGAUGUACAAGUACACCCCCUGGACUCUAGUCUAUUGCAGGGCCUUAGAGCAGGAGAACAUAUAAAUAAAACAUAAUAGAACAUUAAAUAUAUGAUCUCUGCUCUCCUCCCUCCACCUCCAGGAUUGCCACCAUCGAGGUGCAGAUAGCCAAGCUGGACAGUGAGGCGUGGCCGGGGCUGCUGGACCCAGAGCGCGACCGCCUCAUCCUCAUCAACGAGAAGGAGGAGCUACUCAAGGAGCUGCAGUACAUCAAGCCCUGCAAGAAAGCGCCCAAUGACCAGGAGAAGAUAGAGACAGAGAAGAAGAGGCUUGAGAGAGACCUGCAGGCUGCCAGGGACAACCAGAGCAAGGCUCUGACCGAGAGGUGAGGAGGGGGAGGGGAUUUACAGCUGCUUGGUGGGGCACAAAGUCGCUAGAAACAACAUUGUAGGCAGCAAACACCAAAUUGUUUAAUUAGAACAGUGUGAGGCUAAAUGGUUUGGGCAGUAAAGGUGGGGGAAACAUUGGUCAGCAUGGGGCUUACAGACAUAUUGAGUGAUGGCCAUCACUCCAUCCCUGGGUAAGGUCAGGGUCAUGGCCAGGGAAAGAGGGAUAAAUGAGAGAGGGAACAGAGCUGUACACCAGGAAAGCGUCAUGGUCACAUACAAUAAUACAGGAGAUGAAAUUAAAGUCACCCACUCUUCUCUCUUAACAGUGAACUUUUAUUGCAACUUUUUUGAGUUUUUGUUCCAUUAGUCAGUACCUCGCCAAAAGAGUGCAAUUUUUAAUUUCUUUAUACAGCACAUUUUAAUGCUAGCGAGGGAACGGGUCGGCGCGGCUGUUGUGUGAAGGACAGAGGGGGCCAUUGGAACCCCGCUGGAACUAGGCUACAGUAUAUUCACAGACAGGGAAUAGAUAGGCAGAGCAAGGCCCACAUCCCUGCUGAUAACAACAUACUGUACUGUACUUUAACUGCAGUGAAAAUACAUGGUGUAAGUGAUAUGACUGUUACAUAAAUACAGGUCGUCUACUCCCUGAUGGGGACCUGGUGUUAGACGGGGCCCCUUGGCUCUGGGCCUACAGAUAGCUAAACAAAUAGAAAUCAGACUGAACACUAACUAUGGAAAACAUAUUGACCUCUUUAGCAGGGUUCAAUAAACACUACUGUCAACCAGGUUGAAAAGCACUGCUCUCUAUGUUUACAAAAUGUUAUGUCUGUCAACCCUGUAAGAUUUACUCCAAGACACACAACACACGGUUACCUCUGCACCUUUUGUUGUGUUUGAUGCUUUGAUCCGCAUAGCCUUUUUUCAUGACAUUCGUUGUUCAUGGUUGUGAUUGGAUCACAGACCAUAGAUGUUGAUAGUGUAGGUAGUGUAGUGUAGUGUAGAAACCCCUCCCACUUACCUGUCACUAGCCUUCUCUAAGAUGCAUACUUACUCUUUAGUGGUUGGACAUCUGCACUCUGAAUCAGGUAACCAAGGGGACUACAUUUACAUUACAUUUACAUCAUUUAGCAGACGCUCUUAUCCAGAGCGACUUACAAAUAGGUGCAUUCACCUUAUAGCCAGUGGGAUAACCACUUUACAAUUUUGUUUAUUUUUUGAAAAAAAAAUGUUUGGGGGGGGGGGGGUGGGUUACUUUAUCCUAUCCCAGGUAUUCCUUAAAGAGGUGGGGUUUCAAAUGUCUCCGGAAGGUGGUGAGUGACUCCGCUGUCCUGGCGUCGUGAGGGAGCUUGUUCCACCAUUGGGGUGCCAGAGCAGCAAACAGUUUUGACUGGGCUGAGCGGGAACUAUGCUUCCGCAGAGAUAGGGGAGCCAGCAGGCCAGAGGUGGAUGAACGCAGUGCCCUCGUUUGGGUGUAGGGACUGAUCAGAGCCUGAAGGUACGGAGGUGCCGUUCCCCUCACAGCUCCGUAGGCAAGCACCAUGGUCUUGUAGCAGAUGCGAGCUUCAACUGGAAGCCAGUGGAGUGUGCGGAGGAGCGGGGUGACGUGAGAGAACUUGGGAAGGUUGAACACCAGACGGGCUGCGGCAUUCUGGAUGAGUUGUAGAGGUUUAAUGGCACAGGCAGGGAGCCCAGCCAACAGCGAGUUGCAGUAAUCCAGACGGGAGAUGACAAGUGCCUGGAUUAGGACCUGUGCCGCUUCCUGUGUAAGGCAGGGUUGUACUCUCCGAAUGUUGUAGAGCAUGAACCUACAGGAUCGGGUCACCGCCUUGAUGUUAGCGGAGAACGACAGGGUGUUGUCCAGGGUCACGCCAAGGCUCUUCGCACUCUGGGAGGAGGACACAACGGAGUUGUCAACCGUGAUGGCGAGAUCAUGGAACGGGCAGUCCUUCCCCGGGAGGAAGAGCAGCUCCGUCUUGCCGAGGUUCAGCUUGAGGUGGUGAUCCGUCAUCCAUACUGAUAUGUCUGCCAGACAUGCAGAGAUGCGAUUCGCCACCUGGUUAUCAGAAGGGGGAAAGGAGAAGAUUAGUUGUGUGUCGUCAGCGUAGCAAUGAUAGGAGAGGCCAUGUGAGGAUAUGACAGAGCCAAGUGACUUGGUGUAUAGCGAGAAUAGGAGAGGGCCUAGAACUGAGCCCUGGGGGACACCAGUGGUGAGAGCACGUGAUGCGGAGACAGCUUCUCGCCACGCCACUUGGUAGGAGCGACCGGUCAGGUAGGACGCAAUCCAAGAGUGAGCCGCGCCGGAGAUGCCCAGCUCGGAGAGGGUGGAGAGGAGGAUCUGAUGGUUCACAGUAUCAAAGGCAGCAGACAGGUCUAGAAGGACAAGAGCAGAGGAGAGAGAGUUAGCUUUAGCAGUGCGGAGAGCCUCUGUGACACAGAGAAUAGCAGUCUCAGUUGAAUGACCAGUCUUGAAACCUGACUGGUUUGGAUCAAGAAGGUCAUUCUGAGAGAGAUAGCAAGAGUUGGCUAAAGACGGCACGCUCAAUAGUUUUGGAGAGAAAAUAAAGAAGGGAUACUGGUCUGUAGUUGUUGACAUCAGAGGGAUCGAGUGUUGGUUUUUUGAGAAGGGGUGCAACUCUCGCUCUCUUGAAGACGGAAGGGACAUAGCCAGCGGUCAAGGAUGAGUUGAUCAGCGAGGUGAGGUAAGGGAGAAGGUCACCGGAGAUGGUCUGGAGAAGAGAGGAGGGGAUAGGGUCAAGCGGGAAGGUUGUUAGGCGGCCUGCCGUCACAAGUCGCAAGAUUUUAUCUGGAGAGAGAGGGGAGAAAGAAGUCAAAGCAUAGGGUAGGGCAGUGUGAGCAGGACCAGCAGUGUCAUUUGACUUAACAAACGAGGACCGGAUGUCGUCAACCUUCUUUUCAAAAUGGUUGACGAAGUCAUCAACAGAGAGGGAGGAGGGGGGGGAUUCAGCAGGGAGGAGAAUGUGGCAAAGAGCUUCCUAGGGUUAGAGGCGGAUGCUUGGAAUUUAGAGUGGUAGAAAGUGGCCUUACCAGCAGAAACAGAUGAAGAAAAUGUAGAGAGGAGGGAGUGAAAAGAUGCCAGGUCUGCAGGGAGUCUAGUUUUCUUCCAUUUCCGCUCAGCUGCCCGGAGCUCUGUUCUGUGAGCUCGCAAUGAGUCAUCAAGCCACGGAGCUGGAGGGGAGGACCGAGCCGGCCGGGAGGAUAGGGGACAUAGAGAGUCAAAGGAUGCAGAAAGGGAGGAGAGGAGAGUUGAGGAGGCAGAAUCAGGAGAUUGGAGGGAGAAGGAUUGAGCAGAGGGAAGAGAUGAUAGGAUGGAAGAGGAGAGAGUAGCGGGAGAGAGAGAGCGAAGGUUGCGACGGCACAUUACCAUCUGAGUAGGGGCAGAGUGAGUAGUGUUGGAGGAGAGGGAGAGAGAAAAGGAUACAAAGUAGUGGUCGGAGACUUGGAGGGGAGUUGCAGUGAGAUUAGUAGAAGAACAGCAUCUAGUAAAGAUGAGGUCAAGCGUAUUGCCUGCCUUGUGAGUAGGGGGGGACGGUGAGAGGGUGAGGUCAAAAGAGGAGAGGAGUGGAAAGAAGGAGGCAGAGAGAAAUGAGUCAAAUGUAGACGUAGGGAGGUUGAAAUCCCCCAGAACUGUGAGGGGUGAGCCAUCCUCAGGAAAGGAACUUAUCAAGGCGUCAAGCUCAUUGAUUAACUCUCCAAGGGAACCUGGAGGGCGAUAGAUGACAAGGAUAUUAAGCUUAAAUGGGCUAGUGACUGUGACAGCAUGGAAUUCAAAUGAGGAGACAGACAGAUGGGUCAGGGGAAAAAUUGAGAAUGUCCACUUGGGAGAGAUGAGGAUUCCUGUGCCACCACCCCGCUGACCAGAUGCUCUCGGGGUAUGCGAGAACACAUGGUCAGACGAGGAGAGAGGAGUAGCAGUGUUUUCAGUGGUAAUCCAUGUUUCCGUCAGCGCCAAGAAGUCGAGGGACUGGAGGGUAGCAUAGGCUGGGAUGAAGUCUGCCUUGUUGGCAGCAGAACGGCAGUUCCAGAGGCUGCCUGAGACCUGGAACUCCACGUGGGUCGUGCGUGCAGGGACCACCAGGCUAGAGAGGCAGCAGCCACGCGGUGCGAGGCGUUUGUGUAGCCUGUGCGGAGAGGAGAGAACAGGGAUAGGCAGAGGCAUAGUUGACAGGCUGCAGCAGAUGGCUACAAUAAUGCAGAGGAGAUCGGAAUAAAAUGAACUAAACAUCUGGGAAAGGAGAGAGCGGGGCCUCCCUCACCACAACUCCCAAAUAUAACUCUCCCAACUUCCACCUCAGAAACUAUAAUUGUUGUAAACUACAGCGGCUCAAUGUUUUCUAGGAAUAGACUAACCUAGUUUAUUCAGCUAGCUAACUAGGUGCAGUAUUAUUCCGUGAAAAACGUCCGGGCACCUCGUCAUAAGACGCCACAGCCAGCUAGCAUGCCGGUCUCCAACAGCAGGGUUUAGCGCCAAUACUCAGCCACAACAACCACCAGUGUAUCAACACACAAGCAGAUCGUCCGUGUCUAACGUUGUGGGUUAGUCCCAACAGCUUGAGCGAGUCCGUCGUCAACUUAUUCAGCCAGUUAGUUAGCUAGAAUAGUUAGCAAACUAGCUAGCCAUUGCUUUCAGACAAAGAAGAACCCCUCCUUUCACAGCACGAACACACAGAGAGAGCCAAACUAACGUUAACUAGUCACCCAUGUCCCGAAUUCCUUGAGCGACUCGGGCUAUCAAUAUGUAAAAAACAAAACACAAGUGUAGGUUAUGACUUACCCCUAGCAGCUAAUGUUAGCUAGCCAAGUGCAAAGCUAGCCACUGAAUUGACUCAGCCAGUUCGCGUCUGUUCGCUCGGUCGUUCCAGCUAUUGUUUACAAGUAGCUAUCCAGGUUGCAACAAGCUUGCUAAUUUUCGAGCACAGUAGCCACUUGCUGCCUAACGUUAACGGUUCAGACAAUGAGGUUAUAAAACAGCUGAAUGGUAGGCAAUUAUUGUAUGUAAUUAUUGUAGGCAGCCAGCUGGCGUAAUUACAGGCACUCUCAGGCGUGAAACAACUAUACCGUUGCUAAUAGCUACUCGCCAGCUAGUCCAGGUGGUGAGUUAGCUAGCUAGCUUCGUGCUACACCCGGCACCGCCGAAUACAACACUAACCUACAAUAAUUACAUACAAUAACUUCCUACAACAACCCACGAUACCUACCUACAAUACCUAACUACAAUCUAAAUACAUAGUUUAAGCCUUACUCGACAAAGCCCAAGCUAUGUAUAAAGCCAAACUUACCCGACUCCAAGCUCCUCACCUGCUCACCUGCUCACUCACAUGUAGACUACACCAAUUAGGCCCCUUUUCUCUGCCUCUUUCUCUCUCUCUCUUUCUCUUCUAUAUAUCUCUUACUUUCUCAUCCUCUUUCCUUCUCUCUCAUUUUAUUCUCUCUCUCUCUCUCUCUCUCUCUCUCUCUCUCUCUCUCUCUCUCUCUUUUAUAUAUAUGUAACCCGAGCAUCACAAACAGGGCUUGUGAAUGUAUUCACCCCCCUUGGCAUUUUUCCCUAUUUUGUUGCCUUACAACCUGGAAUUAAAAUAGAUUUUUGGGGGGUUUGUAUCAUUUGAUUUACACAACAUGCCUACCACUUUGAAGAUGCAAAAUAAUUUUUGGGGUGAAAGAAACAAGAAAUAAGAACAGAACUUUAGCGUGCAUAACUAUUCACCCCCCCAAAGUCAAUACUUUGUAGAGCCACCUUUUGCAGCAAUUACAGCUGCAAGUCUCUUGGGGUAUGUCUCUAUAAGCUUGGCACAUCUAGCCACUGGGAUUUUUGCCCAUUCUUCAAGGCAAAACUGCUCCAGCUCCUUCAAGUUGAAUGGGUUCCGCUGGUGUACAGCAAUCUUUAAGUCAUACCACAGAUUCUCAAUUGGAUUGAGGUCUGGGCUUUGACUAGGCCAUUCCAAGACAUUUAAAUGUUUCCCCUUAAACCACCCAAGUGUUGCUAUAGCAGUAUGCUUAGGGUCAUUGUCCUGCUGGAAGGUGAACCUCCGUCCCAGUCUCAAAUCUCUGGAAGACUGAAAUAGGUUUCCCUCAAGAAUUUCCCUGUAUUUAGCGCCAUCCAUCAUUCCUUCAUGGUAUGGGAUGGUGUGCUCGGGGUGAUGAGAGGUGUUGGGUUCGCGCCAGACAUAGCGUUUUCCUUGAUGGCCAAAAAGCAAAGUUUUAGUCUCAUCUGACCAGGAUACCUUCUUCCAUAUGUUUGGGGAGUCUCACACAUGCCUUUUGGCGAACACCAAAUGUGUUUGCUUAUUUUUUCUUUAAGCAAUGGCUUUUUUUCUGGCCACUCUUCCAUAAAGCCCAGCUCUGUGGAGUAUAUGGCUUAAAGUGGUCCUAUGGACUUUGCAGCUCCUUCAGGGUUAUCUUUGGUCUCUUUGUUGCCUCUCUGAUUAAUGCCCUCCUUGCCUGGCCCGUGAGUUUUGGUGGGCGGCCCUCUCUUGGCAGGUUUGUUGUGGUGCCAUAUUCUUUCCAUUUAUUAAUGAUGGAUUUAAUGGUGCUCCGUGGGAUGUUCAAAGUUUCUGAUAUUUCUGUACUUCUCCACAACUUUGUCCCUGACCUGUUUGGAGAGCUCCUUGGUCUUCAUGGUGCCGCUUGCUUGGUGGUGCCCCUUGCUUAGUGGUGUUGCAGACUCUGGGGCCUUUCAGAACAGGUGUAUAUAUAUAUAUACUGAGAUCAUGUGACACUUAGAUUGCACACAGGUGGACUUUAUUUAACUAAUUAUGUGAUUUCUAAAGGUAAUUGGUUGCACCAGAUCUUAUUUAGGGGCUUCAUAGCAAAAGGGGUGAAUACAAAUGCACGCACCACUUUUCCGUUAUUUAUUUUGUAGAAUUUUUUGAAACAAGUUAUUUUUUUCAUUUCACUUCACCAAUUUGGACAAUUUUGUGUAUGUCCAUUACAUGAAAUCCAAAUAAAAAUCAUUUAAAUUACAGGUUGUAAUGCAACAAAAUAGGAAAAACGCCAAGGGGGAUGAAUACUUUUGCAAGGCACUGUAGGUUGGAUGCAAAAUAGCGUUUUUUAACAAGCUGGUUUAAUAUUAGAAGUCAGAAGUAUCUGCUCAUUGAGGAAGAAAAUAGCCUUUUGCUCUUAUAACUGUUUAUAAUGCUGUAAUUACUCUAGUUUGUAAGAACAUUAUAUUAAGAUGUUACAUAGUAAUUAUGUAAUUGUAUGGUCAUGUAGUUGAUUGUUUUUUUUUUGAUUACUCAAGUAGAAUAGGGCCUGUUUCUUAUGCUUGUGUGACAACAAAAUUGUUGUGAUUCGAGUUACAACUUUUCUUUUAGCUAACAUUUCUGAUGUUUUGUCUUUUCUAUCAGAUUGAGGUUGCACUGUAAGAGGAACAAGCUGGUGAGAGAGCUGGAGGAGAUGGUUCGCCUGGCAUCAUCACUACACACUCAGCUCAAGAGGUACAUUCACUCACCUAAACAACACAUUCAGCAACUGUCAACCAACUGUAACACAGCACUACCACACUGCCAGUUCAGGAGGCACAAUCACUUAAAUGUAUCUACUUAAAAUGUAAACUCCUAUUGCACAACUCAAUGUGCACAUUCCAAAAGAAAAAUUAAUAAGAAUACAUUUUAUUGUCUACAUGGAGACACGGGCAACGUUUUAACCUUGGAGGUCUUGGUCAGGUGAGGUGAGGUUACAGUCACCAAGGUGUAACAGUACAUCACUACUGUACUCUCUCAGCUCUAAAGUUAUUCACUAAUAAAUAACACUGCUAUUAGCACAAGCCUCUUUGUCCUCUCCUAUCUUGCCUCUCACAUCUCAAAUGGGCCUAGUACAUUCAACACCUUCAUCCAACUAACCCAUUUGUCUGCUGAGGCCUGUUGCAAGCUGUUACAUCAGGCAUUUUAGAUAUACCUCACAACCCUGCCUAGCCUGGUGCCUUGAGCCUACUUACAACCUUUUGAGGGGGAAGAGUGAAACUUCAAUCCAAGGUCUACAUUUACCUCAUCUUAAAGGAGUGUAUCUUUCAUUUAUAGAGCUCCAUAAAUUCACACAAGAUUCUAGACCUCUCGAGUGGCGCAGUGCUAGCUGUUCGAAUCCAGGCUCUGUCGUAGCCGGCCGCGACCGGGAGACCCAUGGGGCAGCGCACAAUUGGCCCAGCGUCGUCCAGGUUAGAGGAGGGAAUGGCCGACAGGGAUGUAGCUCAGUUGAUAGAGCAUGGCAUUUGCAACGCCAGGGUUGUCGGUUCGAUUCCCACGGGGGGCCAGUAUGAAAAAUAAAAUACAAUAAUGUAUGCACUCACUAACUGUAAGUCGCUCUGGAUAAGAGCGUCUGCUAAAUGACUAAAAAGUAAAAUGUAGACUACAGUAUUUUAUCUACUGAGUGGCUCAUAUGGUUCAUUCAGUUCUAUGAGGGAGUGUUGGUCUUAAAAUAAUAUGAGGGAGGGAUAGGACUUUGAGUAUUUAACCUUUUCUCUAAAAGCUCAAGAUGUGUCUUGAAUUUCAGUUCUGAAACAUGAGUGUGUGUUUCAGAAAUGGACUCUGUUAAACUGAAGCUGUGUUUUAUAAGAUGAUGCGAAGUCUCUGUUAGAGAACCAUAUAUGUAUUAAAGCCGUUUUCAAAAGACUCUCUUUUAAUCAAAUAAGUAACUUCAACAAUAGUGUUAGUCUCUUUUUCUUCUCUUUCGCUCUCUCUCUCUGUUUUUGUUAUCUUAUCAUGCCUAAUUCAUCCUCUGUUUCUAGCUGAUAUAAAUCAAAGGGCUGUGAUGCAGAGAGAAACUCCCCUGUGUCUUUCCUAAUGAGCUUGCCAAGCUUUAAUUACUAUGUUUUCUGUCGAGCAGACACUGCAUUUGAAGUUACUGAGGGCUAAAAGAUGGGAACAGAGGAGAGGAGAUGAAAAUGAGGAGAAUAGGUUUUCCAGUGCCCACACAGAUGGCUAUGGAAGGCAUAGGUCUGCCUGGAGUAUGUUCCUAGCUCUUCUAACGCUGUGGUCCUCUCUCUCCCUCUUGGUCCCGCGCUCCCUUUAUCCACCGUCCACUCCGCUUUUCUCUCACUCCUUUUUGCUGCCCCCAAUUUUUUUUCUCUCUCUCUCUCUCUCUCUCUCUCUCUCUCUCUCUCUCUCUUCUCUCCUUCUCCCCAUCCAAUCCUCUCUGAUUCUCUCGCUCUCUCCUCUCCAUCUCCUCUCUUUAUGCCUUCUUUCUGUCUAAUUUUCUUUCCGUCCUCCUCCCCCUCCAAUACUCUCUUCUCUGCCUCUCUCUCCUCCCUCCUCCCCAUCUCUCUCCCUGCAGUCUUUCGGCCAGCACACUGUCGUGUUCAUCAGGCAGCAGCCAUGGCUCUCUGACCUCCAGCCGUGGUUCUUUAGCCACCACGUCCUCCCUGGGCUCCACCUCCUCCCUGAGCUUCACAGAUAUCUACCUGGAGCAGCCUGAGCUGGGAGACCCUGACUUCCAGAACAAACUGGACUCCCUACUGCAGGAGGGUGGCCCGGGGGUCAGCUACCGGCCCUCCAGCUCCAUCACCACCAUCCACGAACAUGAGGUGGUCCCCGGAAAAGUGUCCGGAGAGAGAGCGGGCGAUAAGGGGGGUAUUGUCGGUGGGGGAGCAGAGGCCAGAACCAGGCUACAGGCGCUGAGACUAUCAGAGACACCGAGGUCGAUGAGUUCACUGUCGCCGAGGUCUUCGCUGUCGUCGCUCUCACCGCCCUGCUCGCCACUGGUCACAGACUCCAUAUUCCUCUCUGGUGAGAGGUUUAUGGGGCCGGGGGGCCCUGGUGGGGGGCUGGACAUGGAGCUGCAUAGCAGGCUGACAGAGCUAGGGCUGGGGCUAGACAGGGAGGAGCAGCAGCACCGUGGAGGGGUGGAGCAGGAUGCCACUAUCAUAGCUGGAGAGAUGUUUAAAGGUACAGUCACUUUCUGUCUAUUAUCUGACAUUAUUAAAGCUCUCUUUUAAUGUCACGAGAGUCAAUGUAUUGACUGCUACUGUAGACUUGUGUAGUGUUGGUGUAUAGUGGAGUAUAUGGUCCUCAUGUCCAUUGUGAACCAUAAAUAAUUAAUAUGUUUAAGUUAUACGAUCUACACAAAACACAUUACAAAUCAUAGCAAUAUCAGCAACACACUAAAAAAGAUAUGAACAUUAGGAACACCUGCUCUUUCCAAGACAUAGACCAGGUGAAUCCAGGGGAAAGCUAUGAUCAUUUAUUGAUGUCACCUGUUAAAUCUACUUCAAUCAGUGUAGAAGAGGAGGAGACAGGUUGAAUAAGGAUUUUUAAGCCUUGAGACAGUUGAGACAUGGAUUGUGUAUGUGUGCCAUUCAGUGUGAAUGGGCAAGACAAAAUAUUUAAGUGCCUUUGAAUGGGGUAUGGUAGUAGGUGCCAGGCGCACCAGUUUGAGUGUGUCAAGAACUGCAACGCUGCUGGGUUUUUCACGCUCAACAGUUUCCUGUGUGCAUCAAGAAUGGUCCACCACCCAAAGGUCAUCCAGCCAACUUGACACAACUGUGGGAAGCAUUGGAGUCAACAUGGGCCAGCAUCCCUGUGGAACACUUUCGACACUUUGCAGAGUCCAUGCUCCGACGAAUUGAGGCUGUUCUGAGGGCAAAAGCAGGUGCAACUCAAUAUUAGGAAGGCGUCCUUAAUGUUUUGUACACUCAGUGUAUAUGGGUGUUAGAGUUUACGUCAGGGAGUAGGUUAUAGGUUUCCAGUAGUAGUAGUAGUAGUAGCAGUCGCAGUCGUAGUCGUAGUAGUAGUAGACUUGCAUAAUGGCAAGCCUGCACAGUGUGACCCAGAGAGAGAGAGAGACAGGGCUGUAUUAGUGUACCCUGCUGAUGUAACACACACCUCCAUUCAACACUCUACCUUUAUUGGACUGGAAGGUCAGUCUUCCACCUCUGUAGUAGGUGUGUUUACGUGCGUGUGUGCAUGCACCUCGUGAGGAAUUCAAGAUUGCACCUGAAACCUGAUUGCCAGUGGGGGCACACCGGGGGGAGGAGGGAGAGAGAAGGGGUUGAGUUACAGCCCACUGUUACCUGUAUGGUGUACUCCAGCUAUGCAACUCAGCACCGGUUCCCAUGGCCGCCAUGGGGGAAAGGUUGUGACAAGGUGUUGUUCGUCUACACUCCUCUUCUCCUCCCCCUGUUUUCCUCUCCUCUUCCCAACCCCCUCUUCCCUUAGAUGCCAUAGUGCAGGUCAGAGGUACGGCAGGGGCGGGGCCUAGGAAGAUGGGCGUGACGUCAGCAGUGUCUGAUGAGUCGGUGGCGGGUGACAGCGGGGUGUACGAGCCCUCAGAGAGGAGGUGGGUACUGUAGAAAGCCAUUGGGUCACCUGGAGGAGAGGUGUUUACCUAAUAACUUUACUCUGGAGCAAGGCUUAAGACCAUGUUCAGUAGCCUGAACCUUCAUGGAUAGUAUUGAAAGAUAGGGGUGUUUAAUGAAGAACUAUCUGAUCCACUUAAUAUUGAACUAAUGUUAGGAGGGCGUACAGUAGAUCCAGUAAUUAAGGUCAAACACACCAUGUUGUAAUUUGCUUGAGAUUAGGUCAGGGCACCCAGUAACUACUAGAUGUGUAUGUAAAUUAAGUUAUUCAUAAAGCUAGACCUCAAAUUGUAGAGGUAUGAUCUGAUGGUUUAUCUAUUAAUUUAUCUAUUUUUCGAUUACUAUUAGAAAGUGACAAGCUGUCUGCAGUACUAUGUUUUGUUUGACCCUACAACCUGAGGGUCUUUUUGCCAUAUGUUGCCAGUCCCUCUCAUAACUUACUGUGGUGUUUUGAAGUCUGGUAGCCAGAUCUGUAUAGACUGAUAUCACCACUAUAAUAUCAAUGACAUGACUUCAAAUGUAAGGUUGAUGGCUAAAGCACAAACCAGGUCUUGCUUCCAGGUACUGUAUUUGAUAGCAGCUUUGUGGAUCUAACCCUAACCCUGUAUGUGUCACUGUUCCCAGGUCAGUCCUCCCUGCAGAGCUGCUGCUGGGCUGUGAGGAGAGGGGAGGACCACUAGGCUGUGCCCAGGUCAGGCUGGGCCUGAAGUACGAGGUGAAAGACGAGCGCUUCACUGUGUUCGUCAUGCAGCUCUCCAACUGCAGCGCCCUCGCCCUGCCACCAGACCACAAAAUGUAUGUAAGCAAAGUUACCUUUUCUCUUUGCUUUAGGAGUGAAUGACUGCCAUUACUUGGUUAUGUGAAACACCUCUCCGAUGACUGUGCAUAUGCUGUGUGUGGAUGUCUUUGUUACCGCUUCUCAUAAUCAAUUGUUUGUUUGUUUGUAUUGAGUAAGUACUGUAUGUUUCCUCUGUCCUUAACUGUACACUCAUCUGUGUGUACAUUGUCUUUAGGUGUUUAACUGUCUGUGUGUCUCCUCCAUAGAUACAUCCGUGUGGUGGUGCUCCCGUGCUCAGAGCCCACCUGCUGCCUCUUCCGGACGCGCGGCUCUCUCCCACAGGACACCGUGGAGGUCAGCGAAGUCUUCGGUGUCCAGAUGGCCCACAAUGCCCUGCGGCAGAAGACCCUGAGGGUGGACAUCUGCCACACCAGGCCGUCUGGCCGCGAGGAGUGUCUUGUAAGUGUAACGACCAUUGCUGGUCUGUCACUCGUCUCUCAAUUCAGCGUCAACAUAACAAACAGUCCACACCCAGAUAGAGUGCAAACACUUCUACGGUGGUGUAUUUGCUAAGUGUACAUUGAAAUGCCUAUGUAUACCUUUUAGCUUUCCCUUGUGUUGUCAUUGAAUCAUAUGACAGUGGUUUAUUGCUGUUAGUGGAUAAGAGCUUUUUGUCCUUCCUAACACUCUGUACUGUCUCAUGCAUGAAGUCUGUUACAACCGUGUAUAACAUCCUUCAGUAGACUGCCUUUUAACUCUUAUAUGGCUUCCUGCUGUCCUCUGGGCAGGCUGGUGCUCAGAUAAGCCUGGCUGAUGUCAACACCUCUGGGGAGAGAUGUGUCAAGUGCUACAACCUCCUCAGCUACUCCUUCAUGCCACAGAUCAAUAGCAAGGACAAAAAGACUGGGACGACUACACAGUCUGAAAGGGUAACAUAGACAUUCAUUCAUCAUGUAUAACAAUGGCCUGCAUUUCAAAAGGAAAUUGAUCAGUUAUUGUGAAUCUGAAUAGAAGUGUUAUGAAUAUCUAAACAUACUGUAUCUAAUGAAUGGAUGUAACAGAUGAGUAACAAUGUGUGUGUGUUUGCUGUGUGUUCCAGAGCUCUGUCCCCACCACAGAGAGAGUAGCAGGCAGUCUGGAGGGUGCAUCAGAGGAGGAUGAAUGGUGAGCUCUCCCUUCACUAACAGCAGCACCUUUAUCCCGUUAUUCUCCUGUCUUCUCCUCCUCCCAAUUUUAACCUCUACAGAGGACAUUCUUCCAUACUCGUCACAGUCAAUGAGGGAGAUAUUGUGUCUCACAGUUGAAUAACUGUUCCCUCCCUUCCCCCUCUCCCAUCUGUCUUUCCCAUGGGAAUAAGCUCAGACGUUUAGUGGAAAUUUUGAAAGCCCAGUGGCACACUAACCACCCCUCCUUCCCCACAGCCCCUUGCAGGUAGAAUGGGGAAGGUGAAUAACUGACAGGUUGCUCCCUCUCUCUCCUUACCUCCCUCCCUCCCUCUGUCGGUCUGACAGUGUUUCAACCCUCUACAGGCACAGUGAAGAGCUGGAAGGAGAAGGGUUUGAAGACGAGGAAGACAACAACACAGAGGGGGCGGGGCCUCUAGAGGAAGAGGAGGGGCUAUAUCCUGACAGUAGCCAAUGGGAGGGAGAGGAGGUGACAACCAAACCGACUCAAACAGGAACCAUGGCGGAGAGGGUAAGUGGAGACUCCAUCAACUGUUAUAAAUACUAUAUGAAUAAAUGAAUACUAUUUUAUUUGAUAUUAUUUAAUUAUUUGACCUAUUUCCAGAUGACGUUAAUGGGAAGUAUUUGAGUGAAAACAUGUAUAUUAAUUUGAUUCAAACGCAACAGUUCUACAAACCCAAAUUGAUAUACAGACUAACAAAUGUGCUGUAUGACGUAACUAUGAAUGACAUGAUUAGAGUUGUAACAGUAACUGAACAUAACAGUACAUUUGUAAGCCCAGCUUGACUAUGUAAAACAGACUUCAUUCUAAACUGCUCUCCUGCUCCGUCCCCAGGUGAACAAGGAGACCAGUACCGGCCACCACCACCACCAUGCCUCCUCCUGGGUGGUCCGGCCCAAGGAGCGUCGGCCCCACGAUGUGCCCCAGCAGAAUCCCUUCAUCCGGGGCAACGCCAUCAUCCGCUCCAAGACCUUUUCCCCUGGGCCCCAGAGCCAGUACAUCUGCCGGGUGAGGGCAGGCACUCUAGUGCAUACAAUACAUGGACAUAUUUAGUACAUAUCUAGUAUAUAGUAGUGCAUAUCUAUGCUAGAUAUACAUUUAUAUUAGUACAUAUCUACUCUCAAACACAUUCAGACAAACUUGUUAUUUAAUUCCAUCUGCUAAAUGACAGAAAUUUAAAAUACAGUUCACUUUGACUACUGUUUUCCGUUGUGCUAGUUCACUUUGACUACUGUUUUCAGUUGUGCUUAGCUUUGGAAAGCAUCCCUAACCCAACGAAAGCUGUCAUUCAUGUCCUUCUUGUUCUAACUUUUUUAUUUUGAAUGGUUUGUUUUUGCCUUUCUACUAUGUGAUGAUCAGAUCAACCGCAGUGACAGCGACAGCUCCACUCUGUCGAAGAAGUCUCAGUUCGUCAGGAACGCAUCAGAGAGACGCAGCAUGCGCAUGAAGAAGGUAGACACUACUCACUUAGUAUCCAUCCCACCAUAGUACAUAGAUCAGGGGUCGGCAACAGGCGGCCCGUGGGCCAAAACUGGUUUGCAAGUGUUUUUUUUGGGGGGGGGGGGGGCAAAGUUGAGUUUUUGGUCAGGAUUUUAGUUUGGGGGAUUUUUAGUUUUUGGUCAAAAUAUCCUGUACAAUCACUAGGAAUGAAGCUAAACAGGAAAUCUGGUCUCAAGUAAUGAAAUGAUUGUUAUUUUCAAAUACAAUCUCUUUUUGGGCUUAGUUGUGGUCAAUUUGCAGUGUACAAAUUAUUAUAAUUAUGUUCCGACCAUCCGCUCCGACAAAAAUCGGCCCGCGGCUGAAUCUAGUUGCCUACCCCUGCUGUAGAUCCUAUCUAUCAUUCUUUAUUUUUAUACUGAAUAAAUACCCACUUUGUAUUCAUCAUUUUACACAGAGAUCCUAUCUAUCGUUUUAUAUUUCUAUGAUAAACCACUCACUGUAUCUAUCCCACCAUAGAGAUACUAUCUGUCAUUCUUUAUUUCUACGCUAUAAAUACCAAUUUAACUUUCCAUUUCUGUCUGUUAGCCAAGGUUCUCAGUAUAACAAGUACAUUUUCUUCCCGUUCAGUCUCUCUCUCUCUAUUCCUUUACUCUGUUCAAACUGACAGUCUAAUAGUGCAGUCAAGUCUCAGGCUGUGGCCACAUUAGUUAUUCUCAAAGGGAGACAUUUACAUUUUUGCUUUCCCAGACCUAGCGAGACCCAGCCUUCAGUAAAAGUGAGUCUUAAUAUUUAAUGGCUGGUUGAAUUUUUAAUGCAGCUUGACAUUCUCUGGCCUCUAUUAAUGCAGGGAACAGGAGUGAACUCUGUCCAGGACAGAUCUGUCUGUCUACCUGCUGGGAAAGAGGAGGAGAGUGGAGGAGAGGAGAGGCCACUGGGAAAGGGCUGCUUUGUCUCCCUGUACCUCCUUAUGUGUGUGUGUGUGAGAGAGCGUGUCUAAUGUAUAAAUUACUAACCCACCAUUUCCCUCUUCCUCCUCUCCUCCCCCCAGCCGCCGGUGCGGGGCCUGGACGGGCUGCUGCGGACCAGUUUGGACCUGGAGCUGGACCUGCAGGUGUCCAGGACUUGCCACACGCGACUGGCCCAGGAGCUGCGGGUCCUCAGGGAGCUCAAGGAGCAGCUGGAGAGGGCCCGGCAGCAGGGCACCAGAGACCUCCCCACCUGGGUGCAGGACGACGAGCGCUUCCGUCUGCUGCUCAGACAGGCCGAGAAACAGGUGGGAGAGGGAGAUACACUGAUCCCCCCCAACACUCCAUCACUAAUAAGUGCUCUAUAUAGGGAAUAGGCUUCCAUUUCAAUCAAAAUCAAAUUCUAUUUGUCACAUGCGCCGAAUACAACGGGUGUAGACUUUACCGUGAAAUGCAUUCAGAUGCAGACUUUAUGAGACAGAUGGGAGGCUGUAUGUAUGUAAAUCAUUGGUCCAAUACACACCUGUGAAAUAUGAAGUGAGGGGUUAGAUGCUGUUCUAGCUGGUGACUGGCCAGGAGGAGUUGUUAAGGCCUAUUAUCCAACUUCUCUCUAAGCAUCUGUGUGGUGGUGUUGUCUGCAGACCCGUGAGGAGCAGCUGCAGGAGCAGAGGGUGGAGAAGAUGAUGCGUGCUGCGGCCAAGGACGUCCACAAGAUCCGAGGCCAGAGCAGGAAAGAGGUGCCCGAGGUCCAGUCCUUCAGGUCAGUACUGUAGAAUACAUUACAUUACAUGGUACAGCAACAGUAUAGUGUAACAGACCUCUUGUAAGAGGAGUUGGUCCAUUAAGCCUUUUCUCUUUCCCCAUGUAUUAGAUGAAUGACAAUGUUUAUAUUUUAUUUAGCUUCUCUCAUAGGUCUCAAAGCAUUAGGUUCAGUUGGAUGGACUACAAUUUGUCGUCCAUUCCAUUUGUAUACCAGUUAGUCUAGGAAUGUAAGAUUAUAUGGAAUUUUAAAUUGGGAAAAUGGCAAUUUUUUACAUUUUAGUCAUUUACAGUGGGGGAAAAAAGUAUUUAGUCAGCCACCAAUUGUGCAAGUUCUCCCACUUAAAAAGAUGAGAGAGGCCUGUAAUUUUCAUCAUAGGUACACGUCAACUAUGACAGACAAAAUGAGAUUUUUUUUCUCCAGAAAAUCACAUUGUAGGAUUUUUAAUGAAUUUAUUUGCAAAUUAUGGUGGAAAAUAAGUAUUUGGUCAAUAACAAAAGUUUCUCAAUACUUUGUUAUAUACCCUUUGUUGGCAAGGUCAAAAGUUUUCUGUAAGUCUUCACAAGGUUUUCACACACUGUUGCUGGUAUUUUGGCCCAUUCCUCCAUGCAGAUCUCCUCUAGAGCAGUGAUGUUUUGGGGCUGUCGCUGGGCAACACGGACUUUCAACUCCCUCCAAAGAUUUUCUAUGGGGUUGAGAUCUGGAGACUGGCUAGGCCACUCCAGGACCUUGAAAUGCUUCUUACGAAGCCACUCCUUCGUUGCCCGGGCGGUGUGUUUGGGAUCAUUGUCAUGCUGAAAGACCCAGCCACGUUUCAUCUUCAAUGCCCUUGCUGAUGGAAGGAGGUUUUCACUCAAAAUCUCACAAUACAUGGCCCCAUUCAUUAUUUCCUUUACACGGAUCAGUCGUCCUUGUCCCUUUGCAGAAAAACAGCCCCAAAGCAUGAUGUUUCCACCCCCAUGCUUCACAGUAGGUAUGGUGUUCUUUGGAUGUAACUCAGCAUUCUUAGUCCUCCAAACACGACGAGUUGAGUUUUUACCAAAAAGUUAUAUUUUGGUUUCAUCUGACAUUCUCCCAAUCCUCUUCUGGAUCAUCCAAAUGCACUCUAGCAAACUUCAGACGGGCCUGGACAUGUACUGGCUUAAGCAGGGGGACACGUCUGGCACUGCAGGAUUUGAGUCCCUGGCAGCGUAGUGUGUUACUGAUGGUAGGCUUUGUUACUUUGGUCCCAGCUCUCUGCAGGUCAUUCACUAGGUCCCCCCUGUGGUUCUGGGAUUUUUGCUCACCGUUCUUGUGAUCAUUUUGACCCCACGGGGUGAGAUCUUGCGUGGAGCCCCAGAUCGAGGGAGAUUAUCAGUGGUCUUGUAUGUCUUCCAUUUCCUAAUAAUUGCUCCCACAGUUGAUUUCUUCAAACCAAGCUGCUUACCUAUUGCAGAUUCAGUCUUCCCAGCCUGGUGCAGGUCUACAAUUUUGUUUCUGGUGUCCUUUGACAGCUCCUUGGUCUUGGCCAUAGUGGAGUUUGGAGUGUGACUGUUUGAGGUUGUGGACAGGUCUUUUAUACUGAUAACAAGUUCAAACAGGUGCCAUUAAUACAGGUAACGAAUGGAGGACAGAGGAGCCUCUUAAAGAACAAGUUACAGGUCUGUGAGAGCCAGAAAUCUUGCUUGUUUGUAGGUGACCAAAUACUUAUUUUCCACCAUAAUUUGCAAAUAAAUUCAUAAAAAAUCCUACAAUGUGAUUUUCUGGAUUUUUUUUCCUCAUUUUGUCUGUCAUAGUUGACGUGUACCUAUGAUGAAAAUUACAGGCCUUUCUCAUCUUUUUAAGUGGGAGAACUUGCACAAUUGGUGGCUGACUAAAUACUUUUUUCCCCCACUGUAGCAGACGCUCUUAUCUAGAGCGACUUACAGUUAGCGAGUGCAUACAUUUUUCAUACUGGCCCCACGUGUGAAUCGAACCCACAAUCCUGGCGUUGCAACUGAGCUACAGGAGGCUGCAUGGCUAUGAUAUGGAUUGGACGUUUCUCCAUUUAAAUUUCAUGACCAAUGCUAGUCCUUCUAAGUCGACUGGGAUUGAGUAACUGACGCUGGCUCUGAAGCAACUGAAAGACGUUCGCCUCAGUGAACACACAGCCUAGCAUUGAAAAAUAAAGAUUUGCUCUGUUCACUGUACAAAAAGGGAGGUUAGUUGUGUUUUUUGUCUCGUUAAGAUAAGACUUUUCUCUUCUGAUUUAAGAGAGAAGAUGGCCUUCUUCACUCGAGCAAAGACCAACAUCCCUGAUCUGCCUGUCGACGAUGUGUAGCGCAUUUCAAGUAUUCCACAGUCUUAACUGCUGUUUCCAAGGAGAUGACUCUGACGCAGACUUCUGGUGGUAUUAUGAAGAAUGGAGAAUAAUAAAAUAAUCAUGUAUAGGAAAAAAUACCAUCACAUCUUUUUAGAUCUCAAAGUUGCUAAUCUGUAUAGUUUUUUUAUUAGCAACAAGAGCAUUGUUUUAUUUUCGUCCUCCACUCUCUCUCUAGCAUUAUUGUUACUGUUACCAAUAAGUGGUUGUUGGAAGCGACCUUUAGAUGUUUUAUGGUAAAAUCGUCAUUCCAAUACACACCAGCCCUUUCUGUGUGAAAUUUGAAAAGAUUGUGAAGAGAAAUGCUGUUCUGUUCAUUAGCCAGGACCACUUACUCGCUGUAAUCUAAGAUGUGAAAAUAGACCCCCAGAGGUACUUUACUUGAACAUUAUUUAUAGUGCAACAAAUCUACAAAAUCAAUAUUCUGAUUGUAUGAUGGUGUACUAUGACCGAAUGUGUGGUUGGUUGUACAGUAUACUGAAACUGUCUGUCUGUCCCUAGUGGCAUUGUCUUUUCCUAUUUCUGAACACACUACUGUAUAUGGCAUCAGUGUCUGUAGUACCAGUCAGACCAUCUAUACUGUACUUUACUGUACAUGGCUCUUGUAGUAACUAUCUCUCAGCAUUGUGUAGGAACUGCACUAACUCUCACGUAUACUCAGGUAGUUUAUCGGAUAGUUUGUGCACUUUUAAAAUAGGAAUCUAAAAAAGAGGAUGGAGGCGUUGAAGAAGUGGGAGGAGUACUCCACUUCAGGCUGGAGUGAUUGUUGAAUCACCGCUUAACGAAGCACAUGAUUGUGAAAGACAAAAGAAGUGGAGAAGAUAACUCUUGUAUUUUAAUGAAGAUAAUUGCUGGCGAUAAACUCCCCAUUGACUGCAUGAUUUAAAACGGUAGUGAAGUGAUCCAAAAACUGCGAACUCCCAAGUAUAUCUUAGCUUAAA